CUCCGUUUCCACGGUUAUCCAAUUCCUUUUGUUCCCGCACUAACACUCUCUCCGUUGCAGCUUAACUUUCAAAAGAGUAGGUUAAAGAGACGGCACCGAUUUGCUGUCCGCCUUGACUGAGCCACUGCUUCGUCUUGGCCCUUGAUUUUGUUCUGUCAAUUUCUCUUACCCUAAUCCAUACAUCUUCAAUGGCGGUGAAACCUACAAAGGCUGAGAAGAAGAUCGCUUACGAUUCGAAGUUAUGCCAGCUUCUGGAUAUGUAUUCACAGAUCCUGGUCGUGAACGCCGACAACGUCGGAUCCAACCAGCUCCAGAGCAUUCGACAUGGAUUACGUGGCGACUCUGUUGUUCUCAUGGGUAAAAACACGAUGAUGAAGCGCUCUGUUCGGAUUCACUCUGAAAAAACAGGAAACAACGCAUUCCUCAACCUGAUUCCCCUUCUUGUCGGCAACGUGGGAUUGAUUUUCACAAAAGGUGACCUGAAGGAGGUUAGCGAAGAGGUUGCCAAGUACAAGGUGGGAGCUCCUGCCCGUGUUGGUCUGGUUGCUCCAAUUGAUGUUGUUGUUCCUCCUGGCAACACAGGGCUUGAUCCCUCGCAGACCUCUUUCUUCCAGGUGCUCAAUAUUCCAACAAAGAUUAACAAGGGUACUGUCGAAAUCAUUACCCCUGUUGAACUGAUUAAGAAAGGAGACAAGGUCGGCUCUUCUGAAGCUGCAUUGCUUGCCAAACUCGGCAUCAGGCCUUUCUCAUAUGGGCUUGUUGUACUAUCCGUGUAUGAUAAUGGUUCAGUCUUUAGCCCUGAGGUCCUCGACCUUACUGAGGAUGACCUCACGGAGAAGUUUGCUAUUGGUGUCUCAAUGGUUACAUCUUUGUCAUUGGCCGUUGGAUACCCAACUCUUGCAGCUGCACCACACAUGUUUGUGAAUGCCUACAAGAACGUUCUUGCUGUUGCAGUUGCGACAGAAUAUUCUUUCCCCCAGGCAGACGAGGUUAAGGAGUUCUUAAAGGACCCAAGUAAAUUUGCUGUAGCUGCUGUUGCAGCACCUGCUGCAGCUUCUGGUGGUGCCCCAGCUGCUGCUGCUGCUGCCAAGGAAGAGGAAAAGAAUGACGAGCCAGCUGAAGAAUCUGAUGAUGACAUGGGUUUUGGCUUGUUUGACUAGUUUAUGUCUGGUUUUGUUGGAGUUUGGUGCUAGUAUAUUUCAUUUUAGUCUUGUUAGCGCUUUCUCAUUCUAAGUGUUAUUGUAGUUUGCUGUUUUUCCUUUCCAUAUUGUGACUCGUUUUAUAAUUUUUUAAUUUCCUAGUUAUAAUUAAUUCUGGCUUAACUUUGUUC
This is a messenger RNA of Gastrolobium bilobum, 1330 nucleotides long. RefSeq names its product large ribosomal subunit protein uL10. Gene Ontology annotation, molecular function: structural constituent of ribosome; large ribosomal subunit rRNA binding. Lineage: Eukaryota; Viridiplantae; Streptophyta; Magnoliopsida; Fabales; Fabaceae. The record is from RefSeq and is a predicted model, not a curated record. Gene Ontology annotation, biological process: ribosome biogenesis; ribosomal large subunit assembly; cytoplasmic translation. Gene Ontology annotation, cellular component: cytosolic large ribosomal subunit. Bases 189 to 1160 code for a protein of 323 amino acids. The transcript has 5 exons.